AUGAGUCCUUCUCACGACAGAGCUUUGAUAACGAAGCUUCUAAAGCUGGAGUGUCAUUUCACUUGGGCUCUGAGCAAAGAAAACGUAGACCUGUCAGAUCUUCAGACAAGGCUGGAGGAUCAAAUUGAGAUGGACCUGGGCAAGAAAGAAGGAGCAGCUCGAUCCCACUGUUUUCUAGCCUAUGUAAAAUACCUGCAAGGGUCUUCAGAUCAUGCCAUUGCAAACCUCGUCCAAUCAGAGGAGCUUGCAAGAGAACAUCAUGGCGAGGACUGUGAGCAAUUUCUCAUUGUCACGUACGGCGACUACGCCUGGCUCCAUUACCAUCGUGGAGAAUACCCUCAGUGUGAGAGCUACUUGGAGAAGCUUGCUGAUAUUAUGCAGAAGUUCCCUACAGAGUCUCCAGCUGUCCUUCACCCGGAGGUCUAUGGUGAGAAAGGCUGGACCUUUCUAAAGUUUGCCCACAAGCACCAUGACAGAGCGAGGGAGAGCUUCAAAAGAGCGUUGGAGCUGGAGCCAGACAGCAGCGAAUGGAAUGCUGGCUAUGCUGUCGCUCUUUACCGCACAGAAUACGAGACGGCAGGAGUUGAAGACUCAGAGACGGUAAAGCAACUACGAAGAGCCAUAGAGAUAAACCCACAGGAUGCAGUGCUAAGGGUUUUGUUAGGCCUGAGGCUGAAUGUUCUAGAGCAGUACAAGGAGGGCGAGGAGUUAAUAGAGGAUGCUCUCAAGAUGGACCCAAGCAACACACACGUAAUGCGUUACGUGGGCAAAUAUUUCCGCCACAGUGGUUCAGUGGAUCAGUCCAUCGCUUUGCUCGAAAGGGCCAUGGAGUGCACCCAGAACUCUGCCUUUCUUCACCAUCAGAUUGCACUGUGCUACAAGAGGAAGAAGACAGACUUGUUUGCCAUUGCAGGUGGCAGGGGCAAAGGUCGUGAGAUCUCGCAGCUCAUCCGGCAGGUCAUUUAUCACCUGGAGCUGGCCACAACCCUUAAGGCGAACUUCAUUUCUGCCAUGACCGACCUAGCACUGCACUACGGGGAGAGCGGUGACAUCGCCCGGGCUGAGGAGUUGUUUCAGGCCACGUUCGACACUGCCAGGGAGAACCAUGAGAACUUGCAGGUCAUCCACCAUUACUACGGUCAGUUUCAGCAGCACCGCAAGAAGUGUGAAACGCUGGCCAUCAAGCACUACAGAGACAGCUUGACACUUGGACCGGCAACAUAUGAGGGGAAACAGAGUGCCUUUAGCUUGAAGAAAAUGGCAGAGAAACGUCUGGCCAGAGACUGCCAAGAUGCAGAGGCCUUUGGUAUUUUGGGUUUUGUCCAUAAGGCAACAGGAGAGAGGCGCCAGGCUUUAAAGUGCUUUGAGAAAGCGCUGGAGAUCGACUCCAGCAAUGAAGAGUAUCUCAGCGCACACUGCGAGCUCAGCUUGUCUUUGCAGUAA
Messenger RNA from Engraulis encrasicolus (European anchovy), 1443 nucleotides. Its product is annotated as interferon-induced protein with tetratricopeptide repeats 5-like. Gene Ontology annotation, biological process: defense response to virus. The record is from RefSeq and is a predicted model, not a curated record. The transcript is spliced from 2 exons. Lineage: Eukaryota; Metazoa; Chordata; Actinopteri; Clupeiformes; Engraulidae. The coding region runs from base 1 to 1443 and encodes 480 amino acids. Gene Ontology annotation, molecular function: protein binding. Gene Ontology annotation, cellular component: cytosol.